UAGUAGGCCAUGCCUAUUACUUUUGUACGUGUCAUUUAUGGAUUUGCCGAAACUCAAAUCUGUCUUAGCAAACCUGCUUUGCAAUUUACAUCCUCCUCUCAUCCUUUCUAUAUAAACCUCAUCCGCAGUCUGCACUGUGUGUUGUGCGUGUUUUUCCAGUCCGAUUCCCAAAAAAGUUAAGGUCCGGUUUUGUCUUCGAAAAUGGUAGCAAAAAUGAAGAAGGUAGAGAAAAAUGGUGGUACAGAGGCUGCCUCCUCUGAUUCACUGUCACGCCGUGGAAGUUUCAUUAUACCAUCCUGGCUUCUUUGCACAAUUGCUGAUUUGGAUGAGAGGAUGAAGAUGCUGAUAUCGAAAAUCCCUAAAGAAGACAGUGCUGAUAGUUUUGCAGAAAGGGCCAAUGCCUACUAUCACCAAAGGCCUCAGCUGCUGGCAUUGCUUCAAGACUUGUACAACGACUACCUCUCUUUGGCAGAUCGUUAUUGCAAAUCACUUGCCAAGAACACUCAUCGACGUAGUAGUCGUUCUUCACCCUCGAAUUUCGAUGAAAAUGAACGGUCUGAUCAGGGAGACCCGGGGGAAGUCAUUGAUUCGGACACAGCAAGUACAUUAUCUUUUCAGCUUCCUUUUCCACUUCCAGCCAAAGUGGACGUCGAAAUGCUAUUAGCCGACAUGGUUAUGAACUUGGUGGACUACGAGAUUCUAUCGAACGAGCUUAGUGUUGCAGAGAAGAGGUCUAGCGAAUCAGAAAGGAAGAUAGAGCUACAGAAGAACUUGUUGGAUGUGCUCGAGUCGGAAAGGUCAAUACUACUGAACGAUAAUGCGACGUUGGGAUACAGAUUGUCUGCAUUGGCAGAAGAAAACAAAGGGUUAGUAUCAGAAUCUCUGUUUAUGAAGAGGAAGGCUGCCGAGCUAGCAAGGUGUCUAUUGAAGACGAGGGAGGAUCACAGGGUAUUCGUGCUGAGUCGAAAGAUUGAAGAUCUGCAGGGGCAGAUAUAUGGAUUGGAGAAGAGAAAUAAAGAGUAUUAUGAACAACUUGUUAAACAAGAUGAAAAGAAGAACAAGGGUAAGAAAACGAAUGGCAAGACUAAAGAUCAGGUGAGUUUGGAUGACUGCUUUAAAGUGCGUGCAAGUGCAGCUGCCAAUGUGAAGAAAGACUUCAAGCAUCAAGAUGGUGGUGUUGAAGGUGCAAGAGCUUCCAGGUUGUGGAAUAGAGUCAAGAAAAUGGAUCUGUUCAGUUGUGGGCCUCACUUAAAUUCUAGUAACAGCCAAGACAAGUAAAGCUAUUCAAAAAUUACCAGAUGAUAGUAUAUAAUAGCACUGUUUAGCAAUUUCCUAUGUUAUAUUCUUGUCACUAGUCGAGCCUUCGGCGUGAAAAACUGUCAAAUUUUAUGACAGGAAUCAUAGUACAUGUUUCGUCAUGUUUGUUUUCUUAAAUCCUAUGUAAGAAAACAUCUAUUAAAGCUGCAUAUUUCUUUUCAUCAAUUACAUUAACAUACUUGUA
Molecule: messenger RNA, 1501 nt
Organism: Olea europaea var. sylvestris
Lineage: Eukaryota; Viridiplantae; Streptophyta; Magnoliopsida; Lamiales; Oleaceae
Product: kinase-interacting family protein-like
Exons: 3
Coding region: 202-1278 (358 amino acids)
Molecular function (GO): actin binding
Source: RefSeq, a predicted model, not a curated record